Molecule: messenger RNA, 1750 nt
Organism: Oncorhynchus gorbuscha (pink salmon)
Lineage: Eukaryota; Metazoa; Chordata; Actinopteri; Salmoniformes; Salmonidae
Product: red-sensitive opsin-like
Exons: 6
Coding region: 51-1112 (353 amino acids)
Biological process (GO): phototransduction; G protein-coupled receptor signaling pathway; visual perception
Cellular component (GO): membrane; photoreceptor outer segment
Molecular function (GO): G protein-coupled receptor activity
Source: RefSeq, a predicted model, not a curated record
UGCACGGACUUCAGCAGUCAACUUCACUAGCUCCUAUUCACCGGUCCAGGAUGGCAGAGCUAGGAGUGUUUGCUGCAAGGAGACGAGACGAUACAACCAGAGAAUCAGGCUUCGCCUACACCAACAGCAAUCAUACCAAAGAUCCUUUUGAGGGCCCCAACUACCACAUUGCUCCAAGAUGGGUGUACAACAUCUCAACACUCUGGAUGCUCUUUGUGGUCGUCGCCUCAACCUUCACCAACGGCCUGGUACUGGUGGCCACUGCCAAAUUCAAGAAGCUCCAACAUCCUCUCAACUGGAUCCUGGUCAACCUGGCGUUCGCCGACAUUGCGGAGACUCUUUUGGCGAGCACCAUCAGCGUUUGCAACCAGAUGUUUGGCUACUUUAUUCUUGGACACCCAAUGUGUGUCUUUGAGGGAUUCACCGUCGCCACAUGUGGUAUUGCUGGUCUGUGGUCUCUGGCGGUCAUCUCCUGGGAGAGAUGGGUGGUGGUGUGUAAGCCCUUUGGAAAUGUCAAGUUUGAUGCUAAAUGGGCCAUGGGAGGUAUAAUCUUCUCCUGGGUCUGGUCUGCUUUCUGGUGCGCCCCUCCUAUCUUCGGCUGGAGCAGGUACUGGCCUCAUGGACUGAAAACGUCCUGUGGACCUGAUGUGUUCGGCGGUAAUGAGGAUCCUGGGGUCCUGUCAUACAUGAUCGUUCUCAUGAUCACAUGUUGCUUCCUGCCCCUGGGAGUGAUCGUCUUCUGCUACCUGUUUGUGUGGCUGGCCAUCCGUGCCGUUGCCGCGCAGCAGAAAGACUCUGAGUCAACGCAGAAGGCUGAGAAAGAAGUGUCCAGGAUGGUUGUUGUCAUGAUUUUUGCUUACUGUGUGUGCUGGGGACCUUACACAGCCUUUGCCUGCUUUGCUGCGGCUAACCCUGGGUAUGCUUUCCACCCUCUGGCUGCUGCUCUGCCUGCCUACUUUGCCAAAAGCGCCACCAUCUGGAAUCCAGUGAUCUAUGUCUUCAUGAAUAAACAGUUCCGUACGUGCAUCAUGCAGCUCUUUGGCAAGGAAGAAGAAGAUGGCUCGGAGGUGUCUACAUCAAAAACAGAGGUUUCCACCGUGUCACCUGCAUAAACCCCCAGACAACGUUGUACCUCUUGGAAACAAAUGAUGAACGUUCUGAGAUAUUCCACAUGGGACUUUUUCAAAUGUACAGUACAAAUUCUCAGGAGAAUAUUAAGUUUUACGUCAUACAGUUGUAACGUGUUUAAAAAACAUUGCUAUGAAUCACCCCAAGGAGUUUUUAUAAUCCAUGGUCUUUAUAAUAACCAGAGAGUUGUGUGUUGAUAUGCGUACUGUAGCUGUUGCAGUGGCACAUUGUGGGAAUAGGUACAGUCCUAUCAAUGUCUGUUGAAGUGACCCCCCCCCAAAAAAAAAGUAGCCAUCUUGGACUGCAUUCCCUUCACUCUGUAGAGGAUAAACUAGACAGAAUAACAGCUAAGGAGAACUGACAUGAACUGCCAAUGGAAAUCUGAUCCUCACAAAACUACAUGAAUAAUUAAUGUUUCCAAAAUCCUUCACUUUAACUUAUGAGCUAAACAUUUUGUAGCCCACUUGCAAAUAAACAAAAUUAUUUAAAAAUUAUAAUGAUAUUAAAUAGAUAAUUGUGUAUACAAUGUAUUUAACAAUGUUUUUGUAGCCCUUCUUGCAAAUACAAAAUGUAAAAAAAAUAAAUGCAUGAAAUGCAUGAAAUGAAAAUAUGGUCUAACUUU